AUGCGAGAACCAGUUCCAUUCCAUCUCACUCGACAUACCAUUGCUGUGACCUAUGGUCCACCUUCACUAAUCUCAUUACUAAUGCGAAUUCAUCACAAUUUUGAAAAAGGUGACGAUUUUGUGACCGAAUGCGUCCUGAGCGAUAUGGGCCAGUUUGCUGGUUGGGAGCCGGAGAUCUUCAUCUCGUACAACCACGGGAAAGCCAACGAUCGUGUCUAUCUGAAUGACGAUGAGCACAAGCAAUUGAUUUCAAACGUCUCUUCUCAAGUCGUAGACGGUCGACUGGUCUGUCACUUCACGCAGCAAAUUGUGCCCCAGAUAGACCGUCGUAACGGGCUUCUUUGGAGUCUCGACAAGCCUUUCUAUAUCAUGGGUGCGACUGGUUCGGCACAACCAGAUGAAGUGAAUGCUCACGACACCAACCGCGGCUCCCACUUCUAUCCGAUUGUAUCAUCAGCGAGAAUAAACCCAGCUGCUAUUGGCGGGAACAAAUUCCCUCUACCAAUGAAGACCAGAGGUGAAGCGUCAAAUUCUGAUAGCACUUCCUCGGUUACAUCUUCAACUCCGUCUGCAGAAGCCUCUUCCACUAUCGCUCUGCAGCGUGAAAGUUCGUCCGUUUCCUCAUCGAACGACGAAGACUCGUCCACAGAUAAGGGAGCCCCAUCCGUAACCUUCUCCGGGUAUCAACGAACCUACGUCCACUAUGCGGAAGAGCACUUUAUGAACCGAAAUAAUAUUGAAAGUAGUAGUUAG
Messenger RNA from Cooperia oncophora, 753 nucleotides. The record is from the annotation of a GenBank genome assembly. Lineage: Eukaryota; Metazoa; Nematoda; Chromadorea; Rhabditida; Trichostrongylidae.